GUGUGAAACAUACUUUUAUAUUACAGCAACAACAAUCAGUAAAACGUGUUGGUGGCUGUUCUUAUCUGUACGUUAAUCUAAAAAGUCGGAAAUAUGCAUCAGGAUUCACCUGAUGCCAAAAAGCCCUGCAAAGGCAUAUUAAAAACAUCACGUAGUUUUGAUAAACCAAAUGCCAGUUAUCGCAAAAGUGCCAAGUUCGAUGAAAUAAACGUGCUUCAAACAUAUCAUCCAGUCGAUAAGGACUAUGGACAUAUGAAAAUAGAUGAACCAAAAACUCCGUUCAAUUAUGUUGAUCCGGAAGAAGGUUUAAAUGAACAACUUGAUGCUGAUUUGUUAGCAGAAAAAUUACGUGCAGCCGCUAAUACUCAAACUCCUUCCUUUGGUCAAGAUGAUCUCUCAGAUGAAGAAUUUCCGGAAACUGAAAGUGAAAGAGUGCGUCGCUUAGAAUUUGAACGCCGUCGUAAGGCUCAUUACAAUGAGUUUGAAGCAGUUAGGCUUGCUAGAAAAUUAAUACAGGAAGAAUUGGGUGAUGAAGACGAAGAUGAAGACGAUGGAGAUGUUGAAUCGCAAUCAGUAUCUACAAUAUCAAAAACUAAAUCUGAACCUGUAGGCAGUGAAAGUACUCGCAAUACUCGUCAAGUUUCUUCCUCUGAAGUUUGUUCUAUAACAGAUGAUUGCGCCGACAAUGCGAAUACAUGCUCCUGCAAACCCAAAGCAACUGGUAAACCAAUGGAGAUUGAUCAACCGGAGUAGUAAUCCCAGAGCCAAAAUAGUCAUGAAAAAUACUAUUUUCAACAUAGAGAAACAAAAGAAUAGGAAAAUGACGUGAUUUUUUAAAUUUAUAUAUCGAAAAGUUUUUUAAAAAAGAGUUAUCCGCAAUUUAAUGAAAUAAUUAAAAGAAAGAAAAAAAUGAACAAAAUAUAUUUUAUGUAUUUAAAUACAGCUGAAUAUGGUGUUGUAACACUUA
This is a messenger RNA of Teleopsis dalmanni, 967 nucleotides long. RefSeq names its product protein phosphatase inhibitor 2-like. The coding region runs from base 94 to 753 and encodes 219 amino acids. The transcript is spliced from 5 exons. Lineage: Eukaryota; Metazoa; Arthropoda; Insecta; Diptera; Diopsidae. Gene Ontology annotation, biological process: regulation of signal transduction. Gene Ontology annotation, molecular function: protein phosphatase inhibitor activity. The record is from RefSeq and is a predicted model, not a curated record.